This is a messenger RNA of Penaeus chinensis, 2217 nucleotides long. RefSeq names its product cilia- and flagella-associated protein 298-like. The transcript is spliced from 8 exons. Lineage: Eukaryota; Metazoa; Arthropoda; Malacostraca; Decapoda; Penaeidae. Gene Ontology annotation, biological process: regulation of cilium movement. The coding region runs from base 149 to 1018 and encodes 289 amino acids. The record is from RefSeq and is a predicted model, not a curated record.
UGGAAACACGACGCUUUCUUGGACGUUUCCAGAGCAACAUCAGAAGAAGCGUGUUCUUUGUGGUGGUUAUAUUGACCAAUAACAAUCCUUUCCUUUUUUGUUAGCUGAGAGGCAGGGUUAUCUUAUUGAAGGUAUAGGAGUUUUCAUCAUGGUCGUUCUUCAUGUCAAGCGAGGCGAUGAAAGCCAGUUUCUCCUUGAAACUACUGUGCAGUCACCAAUUGAAGAUGUUGUUAGCAGAACUGUGAUGAUACAUAAUGGCAGACUCAAAGUGUAUAGAAUUUGUAGUGCAAUGGAAAUGCUUGCCGAACAUGGAAUAUCUCUACCCCCUGAAAUGCAUGGUCUCACCGAUGAUCAGGUUGAAGAACUCAAACUCAAGGACGAGUUUUCAGAGUCAUGUGUUCCGAGUGGAGGUGUCAGUGAUAAUAAAGAUCCAUGUGGAAGGAGAAAUGGGCAUCGACCAACGGAAAAAAUGCAAGAGGUGUUGCAAAAGACCAUUGCAGAAGCUAAGGGUAUCAUUUCAAAAGAGUUAGUCAAGAGCAACACAUGCCUCACAGAACAGCACAUAUGUGACGCAAUUGACAUCCUGAGAGGAGCCAUCAUGAUCGCCUACCCCAUGAACCUCCCUCCAUACGACCCGAUCAGAGAGGAGUUUGAGAAUCGUGAGGAGUUGAAAGGAACCCAAGAUCAUAAGAUGGUUCUCGAUCCAUCAAUAACACAGCUUUGGUUUGCUGGGAAGGAAAUGCUGUGUGGGAAGAAACUACUAGACUACGUUGGUAAAAAUGAAAAGUCAAAGGUGAUUGUAAAGAUUCAGCGUCGAGGUCAAGGGGCACCAGGCAGGGAGCCCCUUCUGUCGGAGGAAGAGCGCAAAAACCUCAUGAUGGCUGAAUUCCACAGGCGAGAAGAAUUAAAGAAAUUGGAGGCGGAGGAUGACUCGUACCUCAAUUCUCCCUGGGCAGACAAUCGGCAACUCCAGAAGUCAUUCCAAGGAUUGGCCAACAUCUCUUGGAAGCCACACUGACAACGAUCUUUUUAAUCUUGUUUUAUAUCUUGACUACGUGGUAUAAUUUUCUCAGUUUUCUUUAGUUUGUUUACUUGAUACUUGUUUUAUAUCUUGACUACGUGGUAUAAUUUUCUCAGUUUUCUUUAGUUUGUUUACUUGAUACUUGUUUUAUAUUGGGAAAUUACAUUUAAAUGACAAUUACAAUAAUUAGCUAAAAAAUGCAGAGGAAGUGGUAACAGAAAUUAACAUCUGAAGCCUGCUGGUUAUAUUUAUUGAGUAUGCAGUCUUAAUUAAAAUAUGUGCUUUUUAUGCUUUAUACGAAAGAAAAUUUUAAUUAUUGAAAUUUUUCUGCAGCAUCAACAUCUAAGGUCACUAGCAGCAUGUUCAAAAUAUAGCAACAGGGUGAGACCUGGGGGUGAAGCCCCCAGGUAAGGAAGUUCUUUCUUACCAAUAAAGCGAUGUUUGUGGAUUUCUAGAAUGGUUAAUGGUCAAAACAAAUGUGCCAGACAUCAAAGGUCAUAUACCAUUAUGAUAAAUUAUUGUGGCAAAAAGGUUAAAAAUUAGGAAAUGACUGGGAUACAUGGACAGAAGAACCCCCCCCCCCCUCACCCACCCCAAAGUCCCUUGCUCGUUGUUAGUGUGGGGCUUAGAAGGUGGAGACUGAAGCCCAAUGUAGGACUUACCCCACCUUGGACCACAGCCCUCACACCUCAACCAAGUUAUCAGGAUCUUUUAUUCUCCUUUCCUUUUCAUUCUCUUCUUCAUCCCCUUCUUCUGUCCACUUAUCCAAAUGGUUAAGCCAUGUUUACCCCCUUUUUACCUGCAUACUUUACCAUAAUGCUGUGUAACCUUUGAUGCCUGGUACAUUUUUGACCACUGACCAUUCUGGAAAUCCAUAUACAUUGCAUUACUGAGUAACGCAAUGUUUAUGGAGGCAGUGGCAAAAAGACCAUGUAAAAGUAGUAGAGGCAAGGGUGGAGGAGCAAGGUAUGAGUGAUGCCCGUACCAUUGGGCCUUAGUCCCCGUCUCCUAAGCCUUGCCACGACAAUGAGCAAGGGAUUAAGGGUACUAAAGAGAAGGCAUUAUCUGAAUUGAGGAUUGUAAUAUAAAGCCAAUAGUCAUUCCCCAUAGCUUGCUUUUCGUUAGUUUUUUUUUCUAUAUUACAAAUAUCAUUUUUCACAUUGUAUAUUUAUUAGAACAAAUAAAGUUGAAAUCCA